AUGUGGUCUAGAAGAAUUGUCUCAAUUAGUGGAGACACUUCACAACGUCUAUUGCGUAUCAACAAUAGAACACAUUACAUUCCCAGGUUCACAUCGUACCUUUAUCAUACAUUAUCAGGAACAAAAUUGGCUCAAGAUAUAAGAAGAAAAGCACAUGAAGAAAUUCAGUCUAUAAAGACCCAAUUCCCUACUUUCAAUCCGACUUUAAAAAUCAUUCAAAUUGGUGAAAAACCUGAUUCAUCCACUUAUGUCCGUAUGAAAUUGAAGGCUUCAAAAGAUAGUGGAGUUAAUUGUAUCAUUGAAAAAUUGCCAGAAUCAAUCUCAGAAAUAUCACUCCUGAACAAAAUUAAACAAAUUAAUGAAGAUGACUCCAUUCAUGGUCUCUUAAUUCAAUUACCAUUACCUCAUCAUUUAAACGAAACUAAGAUUACAAACUCUGUUUCUGCAUUCAAAGACGUCGAUGGAUUUCAUCGUUAUAACGCUGGUGAAUUAGCUAAGAAAGGUGGGAAUCCAUAUUUCAUUCCAUGUACCCCUCAUGGUUGUAUUAAAUUAUUAGAAGAUGCAAAGAUUGAUCUUAAAGGCAAACAUGCAGUUGUGUUAGGUAGAUCUGAUAUAGUUGGAACACCAGUAUCGUCGUUAUUGAAAAAUGCUAAUGCAACUGUCACGAUAUGUCAUAGUCAUACUAAAGAUCUACCUUCCAUUUUAUCUACUGCUGAUGUUAUCAUUGCAGCUUGUGGUAUGCCACAAUAUGUUAAAGGCGAGUGGUUGAAAAAAGGCGUCGUGAUCAUUGACGUUGGUAUCAAUUAUAUACCAGAUUCUACAAAAAAAUCUGGUGUUAGAUUAGUUGGUGAUGUGGAUUUCGAAUCUGCUAAGGAUAAAGCUUCGUUCAUUACACCUGUACCAGGUGGUGUGGGACCAAUGACUGUUGCAAUGUUAGUACAAAACGUACUACAAGCUGCAAAGAAUCAAUUGGUGGAAAAUGAAAAAUUACCUGAAAUAACUCCAUUACCAUUAAAUGUCAUGAAACCAACUCCAUCUGAUAUUGAAAUUUCAAGAAAUCAAGAUCCAAAAUUUAUUGGGAAUCUUGCUGAAGAAUUAGGUAUACACCCUCAUGAAGUAGAAUUAUAUGGUCACUAUAAGGCAAAGAUUUCUCCAGAUAUAUUGGAUAGAUUACAUUCUAAUGAAAAUGGGAAAUAUAUUCUUGUGGCAGGGAUCACACCAACACCAUUAGGUGAAGGUAAAUCUACAACUACCAUGGGUCUAGUGCAAGCCUUAACAGGUCACAUGGGUAAACCUUCGAUUGCUAACAUUCGUCAGCCAUCUUUAGGUCCAACUUUAGGUAUCAAAGGUGGUGCUGCAGGUGGUGGUUAUUCUCAAGUUAUCCCAAUGGAUGAAUUCAAUAUGCAUCUAACUGGGGAUAUCCAUGCUAUUGGUGCAGCCAAUAACUUAUUGGCUGCUGCUGUUGAUACAAGAAUGUUCCAUGAAUCUACUCAAAAGAAUGAUUCUACUUAUUAUAAUAGAUUGGUCCCAAGGAAAAAUGGUGUCAGAAAAUUUACACCUUCCAUGUUGAAGAGAUUAGAAAAAUUAGGUAUCAAUAAAACAAAUCCUGAUGAUUUAACUCCUGAAGAAAUAAACAAAUUUGCAAGAUUAAAUAUCGAUCCUGAUACAAUCACAAUUAAAAGAGUCGUGGAUAUUAAUGAUAGAAUGCUAAGACAAAUCACCAUCGGUGAAGCACCAACGGAGAAGGGGUUUACAAGGAAGACUGGAUUUGACAUCACAGUUGCAUCUGAAUUGAUGGCCAUUUUAGCUUUGUCCAAAGAUUUGAAAGAUAUGAGAGAACGUGUUAGUCGUGUAGUUAUUGGAUUCAAUCAUAAUAAAGAACCCAUUACAGCAGAAGAUGUUCAUUGUGCUGGUGCUAUCUGUGCUUUAUUAAAAGAUGCAAUCAAACCAAAUUUAAUGCAAAGUUUAGAAGGUACGCCUGUCUUGGUACACGCGGGCCCAUUCGCUAACAUAUCUAUUGGUGCAUCCUCGGUAAUUGCUGAUCGUGUUGCCUUAAAAUUGAUGGGUAAAAGAAAAUCCUUGGUUGAACAACAUAAAGAUUCAGAAUCUGGUUACGUAAUCACUGAAGCUGGUUUCGACUUUACUAUGGGUGGUGAACGUUUCUUUAAUAUCAAAUGUCGUGCAUCUGGACUAACUCCAGAUGCUGUUGUUCUUGUUGCUACCGUAAGAGCUUUAAAAUCACACGGUGGUGCACCAGAUGUCAAACCAGGCCAAAGUUUACCAAUUGAAUACACCACUGAAAACCUCGAAUUCGUUUCCAAAGGUGUUGCUAAUCUUUGUAAACAAAUUGCUAAUGUUAAGCAAUAUGGCGUCCCUGUCGUCGUUGCCAUUAACAGAUUUGAUUCCGAUACUGAUGCAGAAGUGGAAAUAAUAAGGAAAGCAGCCAUGGAAGCUGGUGCUUUCGAUGCCGUUCCUACUACCCAUUUCCAAGACGGUGGCAGAGGUGCUUUAGAUUUGGCACAAUCAGUCAUCAAAGUCACUAAUCAACCAUCUAAUUUCAAAUAUCUAUAUGACGUGAAUGAUUCUAUUGAAAAUAAGCUUACAACUAUCGUUCAAAAGAUGUAUGGUGGAGCCAAAAUUGAAAUUUCUCCAGAAGCUCAACAAAAAAUCGAUUUAUAUAAAGAGAAAGGCUUUAGUAAUCUACCAAUCUGUAUAGCCAAGACUCAAUAUUCCUUAUCACAUGAUCCAAAAUUGAAAGGUGUUCCAACUGGAUUCACCUUCCCAAUUAGAGAUAUUAGAGCAUCCAUCGGUGCCGGAUACCUAUAUGCCUUAGCUGCAGAUAUCCAAACAAUUCCAGGUCUUUCAACUUACGCAGGUUACAUGAACGUUGAGGUGGAUGAAAACGGCGAUAUUCAAGGGUUGUUUUGA
Messenger RNA from Naumovozyma dairenensis CBS 421, 2928 nucleotides. RefSeq names its product trifunctional formate-tetrahydrofolate ligase/methenyltetrahydrofolate cyclohydrolase/methylenetetrahydrofolate dehydrogenase MIS1 (gene MIS1). Gene Ontology annotation, cellular component: cytosol; mitochondrion. The record is from RefSeq and is a predicted model, not a curated record. Gene Ontology annotation, molecular function: methylenetetrahydrofolate dehydrogenase (NADP+) activity; methenyltetrahydrofolate cyclohydrolase activity; ATP binding. NCBI's taxonomy places the organism in Eukaryota, Fungi, Ascomycota, Saccharomycetes, Saccharomycetales, Saccharomycetaceae. The coding region runs from base 1 to 2928 and encodes 975 amino acids. The transcript has a single exon. Gene Ontology annotation, biological process: tetrahydrofolate interconversion.